Fonsecaea multimorphosa CBS 102226 is the source of this 3552-nucleotide messenger RNA. RefSeq lists its product as uncharacterized. The transcript is spliced from 2 exons. Bases 1 to 3552 code for a protein of 1183 amino acids. Gene Ontology annotation, biological process: replication fork arrest; DNA repair; DNA replication checkpoint signaling. Lineage: Eukaryota; Fungi; Ascomycota; Eurotiomycetes; Chaetothyriales; Herpotrichiellaceae. Gene Ontology annotation, molecular function: DNA binding. The record is from RefSeq and is a predicted model, not a curated record. Gene Ontology annotation, cellular component: replication fork protection complex.
AUGGACUCUAUCGACGAUAACAAUCCUUUCACCAAGGCCCAGACCGUGCAUCCUGAAGUUCGCGCCUAUGUGUACAGUCUGGUUAACGCACUUGGUGGGAGUAGCACAGACGAUGAUGGCCGCUACGUCCUCGGUGACGAUGCGCUCGCGUGUCUUCGAGAUCUCAAGCGGUGGUUGAAGCUAUACGACGAGAAGAACAACAGACUCGACGUAGCGAGAUGUCUGGCAGAAGCCAAACUCGUUGGGGGAGACCUAGUCCCCAUUCUGGCCUCAUGGCCAGAGAACGGCAAGGAGAACAAGCUGAAAGCUCGAGUUGCGCUGGCAUGCUUAGAAGUAUUGGUGCCCCUGACAUGGCCGCUGGAGACCACAGGAGAAAUGACCGUCAACCAUCACCGACACACGCCAUACAUUCAGCAAGCACAAGUCGUCUACAAAGCGGCAGUCCUGGGCUGCGAUACUAGUAGUAUUCUGCGGCAAGUAGUGCGGAUUGGUCUCCCUUCAAUAGCCGUGGCAAGAGACGAGAGGACCAGCCGAGACGAAGGCAUCCUCAAGCUCAUGCUCUAUUUCUUUCGCAAUAUCGCCGUUAUUCAGCAGAUCCCCAAUCUACCCAGCCAAGGUUUGGACUCGGAAGUCUCCAGAUCAGCGACCAUAGAGGCAUUUAGGGACCAAGAUGUGUUCGCUUUGCUUCUGACCAUCUGCUCAAAUAUGGGCGAAGACUUCAACUUGCAGGACGUUAUUGUGUUGGAUAUAAUGUUCAACUUGAUCAAGGGUGUCGACCCACGAAGGUUGUGGAUGACCCAGCAAGAGAGAAAAAGCCAGGGUAUCACGGAUCUAGGGGCUGCUCUGGCCGUGGAGGAAAGCAAGAAUCGAGACGCGAAGAAGCAUCAAAACAGCAGACACGGACGAUUCGGAACCAUGCUCUGGGUGAAGCGAGACGGAGAAAAGAUGUCGGCUGUUUCGGGUCAAGACAACCUCCGGAACGAUCAGCAAGCCUUAUUGAACAUGGACAAAUCGAAGAAAUGGAACAAGCCCCAACAGAAACGCAGGGACAUUGACCACACGAUCCACGAUUUCGACCGCACUACGCAUCUCACCGAUUCUGCUGCCGAGAAACUACGGAACUUCGUCGAGGAGUUCCUCGAUUCUGGCUUCAAUCCAUUCUUUACACAUCUCCGCAAAGCCAUCGAGCGAGAAGCUGAACGUUUGUCCGACGUCAAUUAUCGCCAGUUUUUCUAUGCGGUAGCAUGGUUUCUCGAAGCCGAGCGCAUCCGGCGGGAGACGCAGAAGAAGGAGGUAAAGCCAGACAAAGUCCGCGACGACUUCACUGAUGAGAGUUAUUCAAUCGUUGCAGCUGUUCUCAAUCAGGAGUCAUUCAUCAUGCUGAAUCGAUUCAUGCAAGUGUCUUUGGAUAACAAAGAGUGGCAGGACUUGAAUGCCUGCAUGCGAUGCUUCACUCAGAUUUUGCUUACAGUCCAAGAAAUGGCACAGAGCCCUUUGGAGGAGGAUCAAGAAAUCGCAGACAACAUCCAGAACCGAAUAUUCUACGAGGAAACAACGCAUGAUCGGGUUGUAGAAAUCCUGAGAGGCUACAAGGAUCAAGGUUUUGGUUAUCUCGAUGCCUGCACCGAGCUCUCUCACGUCUUUUUACGCAUGCUGGAGAGAUAUUCGAAGGAGAAUGUCGACCUGCAGAUACGCUCUCGUCGCAGAGCGAAGAAGAAGCGGAAGGAGGAAAUGAAAAAACUGGCUCAACCUGGCGAUGAUCCUGGUGCAGAUGACGAGGUGUCGGAAAACGAAGACAUUGCGGACGUUGUUCAAGUCUCCAAGGAACGAAAGUUCGAUUUCAACCGAUUCGCAGCAAAAUUCUCCACCCAGAAUUCAGUCAACACCUUUGUCUCUCUUACCACCUUAUACCGAGAUCUUAGCAUGGAACAACUCAAACGUGCCCAUCGAUUCUUCUACCGAGUGGCAUUCAAGCAGGAUCUGGCUGUCCUCCUUUAUCGCAUCGACAUUAUCGCUCUAUUCAACAAGAUGAUCAAUGGUCCGGAGGGCCUUGACAGGAAGCAUGCGAUGUACAAGGAAUGGUCCGAGUUUGCCAGACAAGUGUUCAAGAAAAUGUUCAAGAAGAUCGAUCAGAGGCCGGAGCUGAUAGUGGAAAUGCUAUUCAGUAAAAUCAACUCGACAUUGUACUAUCUGGAGUACGGUCAGGAGAAACAGACAAUGGCAACAAGUCGUGCUCCUGCAGAGCUAGAAGUCAGGCCGGCGCCCGGAAGAGAUGUGAAAGAGCAGAUCGGCAUUGUUGUCACCGCUCUGCUGAAAGACGGCAAGACAGACCUUGUGCGAUGGGUCAAAACCAUGUUGGGAAAUGCCUUCGACGAAAGACAUGCUUGGGAAGCAGAAGCCGAGACACGGAGAGCGGCAAUCGUCGAGGCCGCGCAAAAGGAUGGUGAGGAUAGCCCCGAAAAUGUUGAUGUUGGCAAGCCAUCAUACAUCACAGUGCAUCCUUCGUCGGAGGACAUUAAAAUGGCAAUGUUCAAGAACGGAAAACUGAAGUUGUUGAUGCGCCUCGUUGACUUCGAAAUGCUCGGAGACGAAAACGUGCUUGGAGCGGGCUGGAUCAUCCCUGGACACAUAUCCGCUGGACAGCUUUCAGAGCACAAAGCCGCAAUAGAACAUUACGAACAGACACCGUGGCAGGGGGAGGACGAGAACGAAGAAGCCGAAGAUAUGAUCCGCCGUGCAAGGAACAAGGAGAAGAUGAGUCAGGACGAUGAGGACGACGCACUGCGCGGCACAUUCCUUGAUGAUUCUGAAGGCGAAGAGGAGUUUCUCUUUCCGGAUAAUCCGCGCAAAAAGAGAAGCAAAGAUGCCAUCGCUGAACUCCGAGCGAGGCGCAAAAGAAAGCGAGGCGAGGAGGAUGAUGGUGAAGAUGACAUUGACGAGGGACUGGCAGCCGCAAGAAGAGCAGCGCGACGAGCAGCUGCAAUGGAUAGGCGGCGCAAAAUCAAGAGUGAAGCUUAUAUCAGGGACAGUGACGACGAAUCGGAUGCGGAGAAGGAUCGCGAGUUCUUCGAAAAGGAGGAGCAGAUGCGCACAAAGUAUGCAGAGAAGAUCCGGAACGAGCUUCGAAACCAGACCGGCCUGGGCAUCAAUGUACAGCGAUCGAAAACAACGAAAGGACCCCGAAAUAAGCAUGUUGCUCGGACAGAAGAAGACCGAGAUAGUGAUGACGAUCUGCUCAUGAGUGAUCUCGAUGACCAACACACCGAGACGGCAUCAUCACAGCAACGACGCGCUUGGGAUAGUGAUGAAGAGGGAGAGGAGGAAGACGAUACCCCAAUGUCUUCUCAAAGCGCGAGCGCGAAAAUUGAUGCGAGAAAUGAAAAGACAGUCCUCGGGGAGCUUGACCAAGGACGCGCAGCUGUCGAGCCACAGACAAAGGCAGCAGCAGGGGAGAUAGAGCUCAGCGACGAGGAUGAAGAUGUCAUUCCAACCGCGAGACGACGGCCUGUGAUGAGGGGAGGGUUUGUCGUGGACAGUGACGACGAUGACUGA